Cladophialophora yegresii CBS 114405 is the source of this 5118-nucleotide messenger RNA. RefSeq lists its product as uncharacterized. Gene Ontology annotation, cellular component: nucleus. The coding region runs from base 1 to 5118 and encodes 1705 amino acids. The record is from RefSeq and is a predicted model, not a curated record. Gene Ontology annotation, biological process: positive regulation of transcription by RNA polymerase II. Gene Ontology annotation, molecular function: transcription factor binding. Lineage: Eukaryota; Fungi; Ascomycota; Eurotiomycetes; Chaetothyriales; Herpotrichiellaceae. The transcript is spliced from 3 exons.
AUGUCGGCAGGGCCCGGUCUAUCCCGGCAGAGAUCUAUCUCGAGCAAGUCGAAGGGGGUAAUACUACCACCGGGUCCAAAGCCAAGGGCCCCGAGCGAAGAUGGCCCCUUUGAGCCGUGCGCAUCAACAGCAUCCCUCCUGCUCAUCUCGCACGGAUCGACCGUGUUGUGUCUGCACCAUGAUACGCUGGCGGUGGAGCGACGGUUCGAGAAACACUCAAAGGAUAUCCAAUUGAUAUCGGCCGACAAUGUUAGUGAGACUGGGGCUGGGAGACUGGUGGUCACGUACGAUGUCGGACAGACGGCCAUAGUGUGGGAUUUGUUCACUGGCGAGCAGUUGUCUCGUUUCGUCUCGUACGAAUCUCUGAGGGUGGCGCAUUGGAUGAGAAACGGUAAUGUUGCGUUCGGAAAUGCAAAAGGCGAGGUGAUAUUGUUCGAGCCUGCAACAAGCGACCACAUUUCAGCUCGGACGAUAUUUGAUCCUAUAACGGCGAUAGCUCCCUCGUCGGAUUGCAAAACAUAUGCUAUCGGCUAUAACAACGGAUCCAUCCUGCUAGCAGCACUACAACCCUCGUUCACCAUUUUGCACACCUUGACGACCUCCAGAGCGCCUUCGCCCAUUGUUUCUUUGACAUGGCACGCCUCAUCCUCAAAGCAGAAGUCCGAUAUGCUGGCCACUCAGACGGCCGAUGGCGAUCUGAGAGUCUGGAGUGUGUCCAAACCUGCAACUGUCGAAGCCCCGAAAGUUAUCCGUGUUCUAAAGCGGUCUGACACUUAUGUCCCCAGCCGGAACUGGAUAUCGUGGUCCAAAAAUGGCCGCAUUGUGCAAUACUCCGAAGGCAAGACCUGGGCUUGGGAUGUUCGGACAAAGCAUGUCACCUACGAACCUGUCCCCACAGUCGAGGGAGUCAGAGCUAUUGCUUGUCAUGGGCCAACGGGUACCCUAUUUACUUUAGGACCGGACUAUACCGUACAGCAGUACGAUGUCGAGAGGGCGCUUCUGGUUGCAAACGUCCGCCACAUGCCUCUGAGCGUACCUCCCACGCCUCCCGAAGAUUCAAGGGCCCCAGUCUGGACCACCUCCGAGAGUGAGGAAGAGUUAGCUUCCCCACUCGUACGUGCAAGAGGGGAACUCCGUGCAUCUGAAGCGGCCAGGACUGGGCGAAAUAAUAUACCGAGCCCUCGCUCAGGGAUGAGCUCUCAGAAAGGGGCGUUCAAGAACGGAAUCAACGAAAUCAUUUCACCCGCUGGCAGGACCGACUACACAACAACUUCGUUCGACACGGGUAUACAAUCAGCUUCGACAUUGAACCAAUUAGCUGUGCCGCUGCCUAGUCAAGCCUACCAGCCUCAGUCUCCCGUGGCCGCUAGGACGACCAGGAAAGGUUCUCGAUUAAAGCAGGAGGUCGUUAUGAGCCCUGAAGAGAGGGUGGUGACAGAGCUUUUCCCUUUCACCAGGGCCCGAUUGCAUGACGUCCCGUAUCGGGCGCCUAGAAUGCUCGACGAGACGCACAUGACUCCUGAUGACCUGCGGAGGCAGAUGCUGAGCGUCGUCUUUGGCUGGGAGGAAGACAUUCAGGACCUCAUCCGCGACGAGCUGAGCCGACACCCCCGAGAGAGCCAGAAUGCCAUCUUCCUGGCCAAGUGGCUCGAUGAGGACCCAGACUAUCUGGCCGAGAUCAUGGGAUCUACCGGACUCAUCUCCAACCUUGACUGGAUGCUUCUUGCCUUGGGUACGAUCAGCAAUCAAGUAGCAGCGAAAAAGAUCACCCAAGUCUUCAUCGAGAAGAUGCUGAGCAAGGGUGAUAUCCACGCGGCAGCUACUCUCAUGAUCGCCCUGGGUGACCGGAGUGACGCUAUCGAAGUCUACGUCUCGAGACAUCAGUAUAUGGAAGCGGUUCUGCUGACCUGCCUCGUCACACCUGAUGAUUGGCAGAGGCAGUCUUAUCUUGUGCGUCGAUGGGGCGAGCACGUUGUCGAGAACUCACAACAGUCACUGGCUAUCCGAUGCUUUUCGUGCACAGGCGUUGAGCCAUCUGACCCUUGGACCUCUCCACACGCUCAACAGGCAGCCAACACGUUUGUGGAGAUUGUCUCUAGCCCUCAGAGCGCGCCGCAGGUGCAGACUUUGGAACCGACGGAAUAUCCAGCCAUUUUCCAGAAAACACUCGAGAGACGACGAACCCUUGAUGCCCCUACUCCCGUGGCGAUGCCUCCGCCUCACAUGAUGCAGACUAUGCAACCCCCUACACCCUUCCGCACUGCGGCCGCGCUCGGAACAAGAAUCACUCCUCAGACAUCCGCCCUGAAACUUGUCACCUCGUUUGGCGCGCAACCCAACAAUAACUAUAAAUUCCCCGGCCUGAAGCCAGAGGACCGCACUCCGACGGUUGCUGCUGCUGUCACUCCUAUUGCGGAAUCGGCCAUCGACAGGUCUGCUUUGUCUCCAGGGGGUCUCGGCUCGUACCGGUUGAACAAUAUCCGCAGUAUCAAUAGUGCUCUUUCCGCCAAAACGGCGACUCCAGGUGGUUUCCAGCCCAGCAGACUGGCGGCAAUCGGGGAAACUCCAGUCGAUGUCGAGGCACCGCAGUUUCCUACUCCGAUCCCUCAGAGAUCGAUCUCUGUGCCUGCCGAACUAGCAUCUUUCAAGUCGGGCGAGGCCGACGAAGCAGCUGCCUCCAACGAGCCGCAGCGUGCUAAACAGCCUUCGUUGACUCUUCUCACCUCUGCGCGUUACGAGCCAUCCAUGACAACACCUGUCAGAGAAACUCCCCAGACCGCUGUUGCACCCCAGACGGCCAUCAAGUUUCCGUCCUCGACUUACAACGUGCUGGGCCACGACGAGCCUCACAGUGACUUGCCGCGAUCCAAGGUCGCCACCAGGAGUCGCAAGCCUGAUGGACUUUCCAUCCAGACAAGCCAUGUCUCUGCCCAAGAUUUCGUGCCCGCUGAAAGCUACGGCGAAUCGAUAAGCCGACCUGCAACCACCGGGUCAUACUCCAAUACCCAACUUGACACCGCCGGUGACCUGACCAGCCCUCCCACCACCGGCCAAAGUUAUCGAAGUGCAAAAAGCCCUAUGGUGACGGGUCGAAGUAUUGAUCAAUAUAUUAGCAGCCUGGAACAAGCUCAGUACUAUUCCAAACAUGCUCGAGCCCGUGGGUACAGCAGUACAAGCAAGCAAUCUAGGGAUGACGUGUCUGAGCGAAAGAAAGGCAGAGAGGAAGAGAGGGACACUCGACGGGUGAUACCAGCAGGCAAACGUUCGCCCACUUCGCCCAUCCCCAUGUCCCCAGAGGACCUUCGCAUGUACAGCACCAGUGUCGAGAGUUUUGACACAUUGUACAGCUCCAACUACUCUGGCGUCGACAGAACAGGCACACCUGGGAGCUUGUCCAAGCUGAGCCGCCGCGGCUCUCAGUCGACGGCGAAAGGCGCAAAGUCUCGCAAAAGAUCUCAAUCUAGACAAGCGGGCACUGGAAGCAAGACGGCCAGUAGGCAACACAGUCCGGAUGCCGCAUUGUUCUCUCCCCGAGGCCGCAGCUCUUCCCGGAAGGAGAACCUAGGACAUCGGUCUCCCUCAUCCCCUCGACCAAUGAUACCGUCUGAAGAAGACCGGCAGAGCCGAUUCGAUCAAGACUCGUCGUUGAGGCUUGUCUCUCGUGACCGCCACCGACUGCACCGGAGCACUAGUCGCCAGCCUGUACGUAGUACAAGUGCACGACGGGACCGUUCGCCCGAUCGGCGGCGAGUGCGUGCUCGAUCUCGCAGUCGCCAAACGGAAGAAGCAACAACGAGUUUGAGUCGCAAGCCAAGCCGGAAUGAACGUCAUCGACGCAAUCGGCGACCUAGCGAUGCAACGUAUGAUCGAAGUGCCCAUCCAGAUGACCCCGAAGACAGCAUGCCCAGUGAUGUCGUCCCGGCCUUCGACAUGGUAUCCAGAUCUGCCAGUCAACCUCAAUUCGCUCCUGAGCAGGGCAGAGCUCGGACGCCUGCAGAACAGCUUGAAGCCCGCCGGCUGUCGCUGACCCGUCGUCCCUCUGUCCCUAAUGUGCCACUACCUGUUCAGACUUCAGCACACGGUAAAUCUGCUUCGACAGGCAAUGCGGCCCUGACUUCGACAAUGUCGCACGCAGAUGAUGGCCUGAUGCCUAACUCGCCUGGGAAUGACUAUGCUCCGGCACCAGAAAUGGUCGCUGGCCUAGGAGUCGUGACUGGGAGACCCGCAACACCCCGAGCAAUGCAGGUCGACUCCGCCAUCCCGGAAGACAAAACUGUAUCUGGAGACGGGUCGAACGGGGCACAACUGCUUACAAGUGAUGUGUACCGUCCACCUACACGAGGAGAAGACGUAAGUCGACCUGGCUCCACACGGCCCCCAGCAUCCCUCGAAUUCCUGACCCAAAUCCCCAAGCACCCGGCCUAUGAUCGUCGCAUCGCAGGCAGUAGGUCAAGCAGCAAAGGAGCUGAAGCUCGCGCUAGUUCACGUAGUAGAGCCGCCUCUCGAGAUCGUACCGCUCGGGUCUCUCCUCGGGAGAUGCCCCAGGGGUCUCCGCCCAUCAGCGAGAACGAGGCAGUCAUCUAUGCCAGUCCGGCGCCUGCACAGCGACCCAACCCACCUAUCCUGCCUGAAUUGCAGCACCUCGCCGAACCACUCCCUCCACCGCCUCCUCCGCCUCCUCCGCCACCUCCGGCUGCACCUACUUCAAAGAUGCCCAUAUUCAUGGCAAGUCCCAAUUUGUCAAACGUUCGCGGUGGCUUCGAUCAAGCUGAGGCGGCCAAUAUUGCGCUCCCGAUGUCUGCCAUCGUCACGAAAACUACCUUUGCAAAAGAUGACGGCCCAAACACCGCCAACAUCCCGCUUUCCGCAAGCUCGCUGUCUGCAAUGGGUCACCGGCGCGGCCGAAGCGGGAAUGAUAAUCAAAGCGGCGGAGCGAGCUCAAGCGGGCAGUUGUUCAGCAAAUUGAGAAACUUCACGGGACGCAACAGAAGCCCUUCUCGCGGAAGGCGAGGUGGGGAUGAUAACCAGGCAAUGAGCCCGCGAAUGGGAGGGAUCGGGGAGAACGUGCAGCCCGCGCCAUAUGAGAGCAUCCCGAGCGCUAUGGUGGGGAACGCCUGA